UCUCUCUCUCUCUCUCUCUCUCUCUCCUGUCUGUAAACAAAAUCUGCCAUGUAGCGCUACAUUCUGCCCCUUUUCUACCCACACACUCGGUCUCCCUUGAGUAGGACGCCGUAGUUUGAGGUGUGUUGUGUUCUAAAUCCCGCGGGUCGUCGUGUCUUGUCUCUCCGCGUCGUUGUAAAUGUCCCCCGCGGUGCAGACGGCGCUCCUCCCGGCCGUGUGACAGGCGCUUUCCCGGGCAGAGCGAUGGCCGCACCUGCAGAGCAGGAUCUCACCUUGUCGGAGGCGGAUUCUGGGAAAGACAAAUCGCAGGUUUUUGGUGUUCUCCGUCUGCAGGAGGAGAGUAAAAGCGGUGGUGAGAAAGCAGCGAGCAGCGUUAGUGCUAACAGCAGCAGCAGCAGAACAGACCUGAGAUGGCAGGCGCCCAUAUUCGCGUUAGCUCGUAAAGCCUCAGAAACGCUUUCAAGCGGAAUUCACGUCCUGCCCAAAGUGUCCGAGCCUAAAGUGUGUCCUUUCUCGGAGGAAUGGAGCGUCAAGGCCUUCCGGGAUCCUAUGGCUAUGGAGAGGGCCAACUUGCUCAACAUGGCCAAGCUCAGCAUUAAAGGGCUGAUCGAGUCGGCUCUGAGCUUUGGUCGAACGCUGGACUCUGAUUAUCCCCCACUGCAGCAGUUCUUUGUAGUCAUGGAGCACUGUCUGAAACACGGGCUUAAAGUGAAGAAGACGUUUCUUGGAUACAAUAAGUCUCUGUGGGGGCCUCUGGAGAUGGUGGAGAAGCUGUGCCCAGAGGCAGGGGAGAUUGCAGCAAGUGUUCGAGACUUACCCGGCCUCAAGACUCCGCUGGGCCGAGCGAGGGCUUGGCUGCGACUGGCACUGAUGCAGAAGAGAUUAGCGGACUAUCUACGUGUACUCAUCACCAGGAAAGACAUACUGAGUGAUUUCUAUGAAAGCUCGGCAGUCAUGGUGGAGGAGGAGGGAGCCGUCAUCGUCGGCCUCCUGGUGGGACUCAACGUCAUCGAUGCCAACCUGUGUGUGAAGGGCGAGGACCUGGACACCCAAGUUGGGGUGAUUGACUUCUCCAUGUAUUUAAAAAAUGAUAUUGAUGACUAUAGAAGCGAAGAAAGAAAUGGGCAAAUCGCUGCAAUAUUGGACCAGAAGAACUAUGUGGAAGAACUAAACAGGCAGCUCAAUUCUACUGUUCAGGGUCUGCAGGGGCGUGUGGACUCGUUAGAGAAAUCCAAUUCCAAACUCAUUGAGGAGUUGGCAAUAGCCAAAAACAACAUCAUCAAACUACAGGAAGAGAACCAUCAACUAAGGAACGAGAAUUCCUUAAUUAUCAUGAAGGCUCAGCGACGUCUCGAGGUUACUCAGGGGGACGUAAACUGUGAGCUGGACACCUAUAAACAGUCCAGGCAGGGCCUGGAUGAAAUGUACAACGAGGCACGGAGGCAGCUUAAGGAGGAGUGUCAGCUCCGGCAGGAUGUGGAGAACGAGCUGGUGGUGCAGGUUAGCAUGAAGCAGGAAAUGGAACUGGCCAUGAAGCUCUUAGAGAAGGACAUCCAUGAGAAGCAGGACACUUUGAUUGGACUUCGGCAACAACUAGACGAGGUUAAAGCCAUCAAUGUGGAAAUGUACCAGAAAAUGCAGACAUCCGACGACGGCAUGAAGCAGAAAAACGACAUGAUCGCACGAUUGGAGGAGAAAACCAAUCAGAUAACGGCUACGAUGAAACAGCUAGAGCAAAGAUUGCAGGAAGCAGAGAGGGAGCGACUCAGCACUGAGGACGGAGUGCGCAGGUUCAAGCAGGACUUUGCCAACAAAGCAGACAGCCUCCAAAAGCAGAUCGCUCAGAGAGAGAAGCAGAUGUUGCAGCUGGAAACAGACUUGAAAAUCGAGAGGGAGUGGCGACAAACUCUACAGAACGACCUGGAAAGAGAGCAAGAGACCAUCAGCCAACUGAGGGCUGAAGCUCAGCAUAUUAAUGUGCUCAAGAAGGAGUUUCACAGAUUGCAGGAUGAAAACACGCAGCUGAAAGGGAUCUGUGAGGAACAAGAAAAAGCACUAGAAGAGCUGGGCUGCAAGCUCAGCGAAUCAAAACUGAAAAUUGAGGACAUAAAGGAGGCCAAUAAAGCACUUCAGGGUGGGCAGGUAUGGCUUAAGGACAAAGAUGCCACACACUGCAAACUUUGUGACAAAGAGUUCUCCAUCUCCAGAAGGAAGCAUCACUGUAGGAACUGUGGAGAAAUCUUCUGCAACGCUUGCUCAGAUAACGAGUUACCCCUCCCUGCUUCCCCGAAGCCUGUGCGAGUGUGUGAUACGUGCCAUGCUCUGCUGCUCCAGCGCUGCUCCUCCAACGCCACAUAAGAUACGCAUCAGCGUGUGCUGCCCAAGCGGCCGGCUUUGGCUUUAAACGUGCCGUGAUUUCCUGCAGUGUGUCAAGUUACAACGCAAGUGACCAAAAUGGCUGUUUCCCAGUGUUUGAAGUUUACAUUUCAUGCAGUUCUCCCCAUGGACAGCGUGGAAGUGAGGUAGCUGUUUCACGUUAAGUGCCCAGUGAAGGAUGUGGGUACGGUGAACAUACUGGUUCAAGCCCUUGUUUUUUUUUUUUUUUAAUAUUCACUGCCUUCAGCACUACAACUGAGCAGCACUAAAGUGUACACUAAUUCUCCAAACAAGUGAACAACAUUCCAGUCUCUGUUGUGAGGAACGCAGGGCGAACAGUACAUUCUUUUGUACGGUGUUAAAACAAAGCUGUAUAAUGAAAAUACGGAGGGUGUUUUAUCAAAGUUUAUUUUGUAUUAAAAUGAAUGUGUGCCUGUCUGAGAAGCACCAUGCCUCUCAAAUAGGCAAAACUUUUUAAGAAGGCACUAAUGUUUUCGAUGCUGCUCGAGUUCAAUUGGGACGGAUCCAUGAAAUAGCAAUCAAUCACGACGUCCUGAACAAAGUAUUGUUCCACACUAUAGUACAUUACAGGCUGUACUUAGAUGCCAAGACUUUUCCUAAACUGCAGAUCUAACUGCUGCUUGCCUCCGAUGUUUAUUACGGUUUGUCGUAAUGAGUAAACUGUUAUGGAAACGGUUGUUAAAAUGACAAUAAGUUUCGAAUAUUACGGUGUACGGACCUGUGUACGUUUCUUUAAAUCACUAAACCAAAUCGAGUUUC
Molecule: messenger RNA, 3156 nt
Organism: Tachysurus vachellii
Lineage: Eukaryota; Metazoa; Chordata; Actinopteri; Siluriformes; Bagridae
Gene: rufy2
Product: RUN and FYVE domain containing 2
Exons: 18
Coding region: 244-2358 (704 amino acids)
Cellular component (GO): cytoplasm
Molecular function (GO): metal ion binding
Source: RefSeq, a predicted model, not a curated record